AUGUGGUCAAGGAUUCUUCUGAGUGUUCUUUCCUUGCGCUGGGUUGCCACAGUGUCUCCUGAACCACAAUAUGUGCUGCUGGUCCCUACCGUAGUGCGGAGUGAUUCUCCACAGAGUGCUUGUGUGCAGUUCCACAACCUCAGUGAGCCUCUGUCGCUGAGCGUUUUCUUGGAAUACAGCAGUACCCAGACAACUCUUUUUGAGGAAUCCGUGAUAGAGAAUGAUUUCUUCAAGUGCAGCAAGUUCAAGGUUCCUCCUGCUACUUCUGACCCCCUGGCUUUCAUUACCUUCUCUGCCAAAGGUGCCACGAUCAGCUUAGCUGAGAGAAGAUCAGUGGCAAUUGAGAAUGUGGAUAACACUGUCUUCAUUCAGACGGACAAACCCAUCUACAAACCAGGGCAAAAAGUGAUGUUUCGUGUGGUCGCUUUGGAUAGCCAGCUCAGACCUGUUCAGGAGACAUAUCCCCGAAUCAUCAUAGAGGAUCCAGAGCACAACCAGAUCUUCCAGUGGCUGGAGGUAACAUCUAAGCAUGGCAUUGUCCAGCUUUCCUUUCCAUUAAUCCAGGAGCCAAUUUUGGGGUCCUACCACAUCAUUGUGGAGAAGAAGUCAGGAGAAAAAGAGUACCACUCCUUAAUAGUGGAGGAAUAUGUGCUGCCAAAGUUUGAAGUGGUAACCAGUGUGCCAAAGAGGAUCUCUUUCUUUGAUGAAGAAUUGAAGGUCAACGUUUGCGCCUUGUACACUUACGGCCAGCCUGUGCAAGGGAAUGUUCGAAUCAGUGUGUGUCAGCAGCACUUUUAUAGUGCACGAUGUGAGCAAAACCAGAAAGAAAAUUGUGAGACUGUCACUGCACUGUUGGGCAGAAAUGGCUGCCUCAGCACUGUCAUUUCCACCAAAACCUUCCAUCUCUACCGCAGCUAUGCCAAGAUGUUUGCUAGUCUCAGCGUAGAAACCACUGUCACUGAAAAUGGGACAGGUAUUCAGAUGAAAGACUCUGCCUAUGUUCCAGUUGUCCAAGAAAAUGACAGAGUGAUGUUCAAGAACAUGGAUCGCUACUACAAGAGAGGAAUUCCUUACUUUGGUCAGGUCACUGUGACAAAUGUGGAUGGCAUGCCCAUUGCCAAUAGGAUUGUCCUGCUGGAGCUCAACGAUGAAUAUAUUGCAAACUAUACCACAGACAAGAAUGGCACUGCUGCCUUUUCCAUCAACACCUCCAACUUCUUUGAUCCCAGUCUUAAGCUGAGAGCCAGACAGGCACCAGAUGGCUGUAUAGACUUUCCUAUGUGGACAAACCAUGAUGAGCCCCAUGCCUUAUUCUCUGUCCGGCGUUUUUACUCACGGACCAACAGCUUUGUGAGGAUCGAGCCAGUGCAGGAGAAGCUAAGCUGUGGCCAGCAGAGAGUAGUCAAUGUUCUCUACGUCCUGAACAGAGAGGGGUAUGGGAAUGCCAUGUACACAAACUUCUAUUAUGUGGUGAUGACAAAAGGAAAAAUUGUUCUCAGCGGCCAGCAGCAAGUCAGUAUUUCUGAUGCUCACGGAGGCACAUUCUCCAUCACACUGACUGUCACUGAGAAGUUUACCCCCAGUGCCAGACUGCUGCUCUACACAGUGCAUCCUCACGGGGAGAUAGUGGCUGACAGUUCUUGGAUACGCAGCGAUGUAUGCUUCAAGAACAAGCUCCAGCUCCAGUUCUCCAAGAAGGAGGGUCUCCCAGGCUCUAACAUCAGCCUCCACCUUGAAGCUGCUGCCAACUCCUACUGUGCCUUGCGCGCUGUAGAUAAGAGCAUCCUUCUCCUUCAGCCUGAGCGAGAGUUCUCUCCUGAGACUGUGUACUACCGGCUUCGUGUGAGUGAUUUGUAUGGCUACUACUACAAUGGGCUCAACCUGGAAGAUGACAAGCCAGAGCAGUGUACACCAAUCAAAACAACUUUUUUUGAUGGCUUGUAUUAUGAACCUGUGAAUGUCAGCCAUGAUGGUGAUGUCUACAGGAUUUUCAGGGAUAUGGGCCUAAAGGUUUUCACUAACUCUAUGUUACGGAAGCCGGUUCUGUGUCAAGCAGACAAGUCAGACCUGGAAGAUGACCGUGUCUAUGCUGAUUAUACGCCCAAGUUUGUCAGCAGUGGCAGUGGCUCUGGCACAGAUGAGGGAAGAAUUAGUGGUGGCCCUGUUAACAGUGUUCGGAAAUUCUUCCCUGAGACCUGGAUUUGGGAUCUGGUUCAUACUGAUUCCAAUGGAGAGACCAAUAUCUUCUUCACCAUUCCUGAUGCCAUCACAGAAUGGAAAGCCAGUGCUUUCUGCUUGCAGGAUGACGCUGGGUUUGGCAUGUCCUCAACUGUUUCGCUAACAGCAUUCCAACCAUUCUUUGUUGAUCUCACCUUGCCCUACUCUAUAAUUCGAGGGGAAAAGUUUAAUUUAAUAGCCAAUGUCUUCAACUACCUUGACAAAUGCAUCCAGAUCAGUGCUACACUGGCAGAGUCAAGUGACUACAAGGCAGAAGUCCUUUCACCAGGGGAAAACACAGGAAGAGUGUGUGCCAAUGAAAGAAAAACCUAUAUUUGGGCUGUUAGCCCACACAGACUUGGUGAGGUGAAGUUCACAAUUACUGCUGAGGCUAAACUGAAUGCUGGAGCUGCUGGACACAGCACAUCCUCGGAAGAGGAAACAAUUCACAGGGACACCCUGAUUCAAACUCUACUAGUUGAGCCUGAAGGCAUUAAAAAAGAAUUGACUUGGAGCUCCCUCGUCUGUACAAAAGGUAAGGCAGUUUCUGAACCAGUGGCACUCAACCUGCCAGCAAACGUGGUGCAGGGAUCAGCCAGAGCUUAUUUUUCCGUCAUCGGGGACAUUUUGGGCACAGCCCUGAGGAACAUGGAGAACCUGCUCCAUAUGCCUUAUGGCUGUGGAGAACAGAACAUGGCCUUGUUCACACCCAACAUCUAUGCCCUGGAUUAUCUGAAUAAAAUCGGGCAGCUGACUGAAGAGAUUAGAGCCAAGGGUACUGGAUAUUUAUCCAGAGGGUACCAAAAACAGCUAUCAUACAAACAUCGAGAUGGAUCCUACAGCUCGUUUGGGACAAGAGAUAGGGAAGGGAGCAUAUGGCUCACUGCCUUUGUAUACAAGUCAUUUGCACAAGCCAAACGCUACAUCUACAUUGACAACACCGUCCAAUCUCAAACCUUGAUCUGGCUGGCAAGCAAGCAGAAGUCUGAUGGCUGCUUUGAAAAUGCUGGGUCCCAUUUCAACAAUGCUUUGAAGGGUGGAAAGGAAGGAGAAUACUCACUCACAGCUUAUGUCAUGGUAGCCUUGCUGGAGGCUGGACACCCUGUUGUGCAUCCUGUGGUUCAGAACGGCAUGAACUGUUUGGAGACUGCAUUUAACAAAGGGGUCCACAACACUUAUACCCAGGCCCUUCUUGCCUAUACUUAUGGCUUAGCUGACAAAGAGAAAAAACAGCAAUUCUUUCUUGAGAAGCUCGACAAAACAGCUACCAGAAUUGGUGGUUCAGUUCACUGGGAGAGAGAAAACAAGCCACCAGCAGAACAUUUCCCUGCCUUCUAUUCCCGUGCCCCUUCUGCUGAAAUUGAAAUGACCAGCUAUGUUCUGCUGGCUCUGCUCAACAAAACCAAGCUCACUCCAGAAGAAUUAUCAAACGCUUCUCGCAUUGUGCACUGGCUUGUCAAACAACAGAAUCCCUAUGGUGGUUUUUCCUCUAGCCAGGACACUGUUGUUGCUCUGCAAGCUUUGGCUCAGUAUGGGUACCUCACCUUCUCUAAGAAAAGUCUUAAUACAAUCAAAGUCAGCUUCAUGCAGCUCCCAAGUAAGGUUUUCCAGGUGAAUGACAAGAAUCGCUUCUUACUGCAGCAGGCUUCUUUGCCUACUAUCCCAGGGAAUUACAGUGUGGAAGUGAAUGGCACCGGUUGUGUCUAUCUGCAGACAACCCUGAGAUACAACAUCCACCUACCCAAAAAGGUUGCAGGAUUUUCUCUCUCUGUACGGCCAGACAAUGUGUCCUGCACAGGCAACUUCCCACCGAAGUUUGACCUUGUCCUCUCUGCCAGUUACACAGGAAAUCGCAAUGUCUCCAACAUGGCCAUUAUUGAUGUGAAGAUGCUCUCAGGUUUCGUUCCCAUCAGAUCUUCCCUGAAAAAGCUUCAAUACCAUGAUUCUAUUGUGGCUCAAGUAGACAUCAAGAACAACCACAUCCUCUUCUAUCUGCAGAAAGUGUUCCAGAAGGAAAUCAGUUUCUCCUUCAGUGUGGAGCAAAGCCUGCCUGUGUCAGAUAUUAAAGCAGCCUCUGUACAUAUUUAUGACUACUACGAAACAGAUGAAUAUGCCCUUGCAGAAUACAAAACACCCUGCUCCCAGCCUUCCAACUGA
This is a messenger RNA of Struthio camelus australis, 4374 nucleotides long. The record is from RefSeq and is a predicted model, not a curated record. Lineage: Eukaryota; Metazoa; Chordata; Aves; Struthioniformes; Struthionidae.